This is a messenger RNA of Triticum turgidum subsp. durum (durum wheat), 1206 nucleotides long. NCBI's taxonomy places the organism in Eukaryota, Viridiplantae, Streptophyta, Magnoliopsida, Poales, Poaceae. The record is from the annotation of a GenBank genome assembly.
AUGCUCAUUCUAACCGCAGCGACAAGGAGUUUAUUUGCUAAACCUCAGAGAGAAUCUGCUGUCGCAGAGCUGCAACUUGAGAUCUACUUGAUCGACACUUUCUUAUGCGAUAAUAUUGGCCCACUGGUAUCUGACGCAGUCGACCGUGGUCUGCUGAAAGAUUUAGACCUUGCCAUUCUCGACGAGAAGGGAACUUCUGGACGUUCUCCGUCAGAUGAGAUAAAGCGUGCUCAGGAUAUUGAUGGAUUUUUCUGUGCCUACCCUAGUGUCCUCCAUUGUCUCACGAGCCUCUCUCUCUAUGGUGUGAGUUUUCUCCAAUUGGACAUCCAUCAUAUCCUUUUUGACUGCUGUAACCAGCUGAAGCAUUUAUAUCUCUAUUCUUGUGAUGUUGGUCCUUUGUGGAAGAUAGAUGCACCAAAUUCAAAACUUCGUGUUCUGGUGCUCUACAUGUGUUGCUUCGAGGGAAUUGAGUUGAUAUCCCUUCCAAAACUGGAGAAACUCAGUGUGCUUGGUUGGGUAUCUCACUCUGUCCCCUUGUCUUUUGGUUUUGUCCCAUCCCUUGAGGAAUUGGACCUAGCACAAAUUCUGCUCCGUCGUCAGCAUUUAUAUAAAUUAAGUGACUUUCUCCAUGGAGCCAUAGGCAUACACACUCUCACAUUGGAUUCCAAAGGAAGCGCGAUUUGGCUACAACCUGAAAUAAAACAACUCACCUCCGCAUUCAGAAAGCUAAGGAAGCUGCUCAUACUAGGUGUUUUUGUUGAAUUUGACCUUGUAUGGACUACAACUUUUCUUGAGGCUGCUCCUUCCAUUGAAAUGUUGCAUAUUGAGGUAUGUGAGCAUGCGUGCGAGUUGGGUGACGAGAACGACGAAUCUGGGAUAUUCGCUGAAAGAAUUAAUCCUCUGUGGGAGCUAGACUUCCAUGCCUCGAAGAACAUGCUAUUGAGAGAGCUCCACAUCGCCCACUUUAGGCCCCUAGAGCAGCAGCUGACAUUUAUUAGAGCAAUCCUGGAGCGAUCUCCCAAUCUUCAAACUGUGAUGCUAAACAAAGAUGGCGAGAUAUGCAACGAAUGUGAUGCCAUGGCCCUCGAUGCGCCACCCAGUGCAUCAGCUCGGCCUGCAUUUCCGAGGACUAACGAGGAGCAAGACUCGGUGGUCAGGUGGGUCAUAGAUGGCACCUUCUUCUCAGGUCAGAUAUAUUUUCGGUGA